AGCCUUCCUUGGUGUCUCAGAUCUUAACAAUUCCAAUAGAAGAGAAGACAUAUGAAUGUAAGGAAUGUGGGAAAAUCUUGGCUCCUUCCAUAGGCCUUACUGUUCAUGUGUCUGUGCAUCCUAGGAAACAAACUGAACGUAGGAAACCUGUCGAUGCUUACAUCUUACUGAGUCUGUUUGAACUCAUGCUGGAGAGAAAUGCUAUGAAUGUGAGGAAGGUGGAAAAGCUUUCAUUAUUUUCCUCGGGCCUUACUGAGCUUGUGAGCACAUUGGAUAUAAAUGCACGUCCUCUGGCUGUAAGGAAUGUGUUGAAACCUUUCGCUCUGCCUUAUACCUUAAUAUUCAGCUGUGAUCUCACAAGUGUGAAAAAUCUUAUGAAUGUAAAAUGUGUGGAGAUUCUUCUUUGUUUUUAGCUUCCACUUUGGGAACAUGUCAAAGCACACAUUGAGAAGUCCCAUGAGUGAAAGAGAUGUUGGAAAGCCCUUGAACUUGGUCGUUAGGAAACAUCCACACUGAAGAGGAACCUGACUGUAUGGAAGGUCAAAAAGGCUGUAUUAAUUUACAUGCAAAAAGUCACACUAGAGGAAUGCCAUAUCAGAAUGCUUUUGGGCUGGGUAUAAGUAAGCAAGAAGAGGGCCUGGGAGAAGAGUCUGACGAGCAAGGGGAAGGUAGCCAAGGAUGGAGUGAAAUACAGGGUGACCUGUGUUUUUCCCCUGGCUGCUUUGGAAAUUAUGGGAAAAAAUCAAAUACCAAGGAAGAAAAAUCUAUAAUGAAAUUAGAUGUGGAUUUCUUUUUAUGUAUUCAGCUUGGGGGCUUAUGAUACUUCUAGUACCCAAAGCUCUGCCUGCUUAGGACUCUGCCCAGCCAGGAAGGAAACCUACAGGAGGAAGAAUGGCUGCAGGGUGGCUGACAACCUGGUCACAGAACUCAGUAACCUUCCAGGAAGUGGCAGUGGACUUUUCCCAGGAGGAGUGGGCAUUGCUGGACCCUGCUCAAAAAAAUCUAUACAAAGAUGUGAUGCUGGAGAACUUUAGGAACCUGGCCUCAGUAGGGUAUCAGCUCUGCAGACACAGUCUGAUCUCCAAGGUGGAUCAAGAACAGCUGAAGACAGAUGAAAGAGGAAUUUUACAAGGUGACUGUGCAGACUGGGAAACUCAACUUAAAUCAAAAGAUACAGUUGCUAUGCAGAACAUUCCUGGGGGAGAAACAUCCAAUGGCAUAAACAUGGCAGAAAAUCAACCUGGUGAGCACUCCCUGGAGUGUAACCAUUGUGGGAAAUUCAGAAAGAACACUCGCUUUAUUUGUACAAGAUAUUGCAAGGGAGAGAAAUGCUAUAAAUAUAUAAAGUAUAGCAAAGUCUUCAACCAUCCCUCAACUCUUAGGAGUCAUGUGAGCAUUCAAAUUGGAGAGAAAACUCUUGAAUUUACUGAUUGUAGAAAAGCUUUCAAUCAAGAGUCAUCCCUCAGGAAACACUUAAGAACUCCCACAGGACAGAAGUUUCAGGAGUAUGAGCAAUGUGAUAUGUCCUUCAGCCUACACUCUUCCUGCUCAGUACGUGAGCAAAUACCUACUGGAGAGAAAGGUGAUGAAUGCAGUGACUAUGGCAAAAUAUCUCCCCUUAGUGUCCACACAAAAACUGGUAGUGUGGAGGAGGGUUUGGAAUGUAAUGAACAUGAGAAAACUUUCACUGACCCUUUGUCCCUUCAGAACUGUGUCAGAACUCACUCUGGAGAGAUGCCCUAUGAAUGCAGUGACUGUGGGAAAGCCUUCAUUUUUCAGUCUUCCCUUAAGAAACACAUGAGAUCUCAUACUGGAGAGAAGCCUUAUGAGUGUGAUCACUGUGGAAAAUCCUUUAGCCAGAGCUCUCAUCUGAAUGUGCACAAAAGAACUCACACUGGAGAGAAACCCUAUGACUGUAAGGAAUGUGGGAAGGCUUUCACUGUUCCUUCAUCCCUUCAGAAACAUGUGAGAACCCACACUGGAGAGAAACCCUAUGAAUGCAGUGACUGUGGAAAAGCCUUCAUCGAUCAGUCAUCCCUUAAGAAACACACACGCUCUCACACUGGAGAGAAGCCUUAUGAGUGUAACCAGUGUGGCAAGUCCUUCAGCACAGGCUCUUACCUUAUUGUGCACAAGAGAACUCACACUGGUGAGAAAACCUAUGAGUGUAAAGAAUGUGGGAAGGCCUUUAGGAAUUCCUCUUGCCUGAGGGUACACGUGAGAACUCACACUGGAGAGAAGCCUUAUAAAUGUAUUCAGUGUGAAAAAGCCUUUAGCACAAGCACUAACCUUAUAAUGCACAAGCGAAUCCACAAUGGCCAGAAACUCCAUGAAUGAAAUGACUGCAGGAAAGUGUUUGUUGCCCCUCAUGCCUCCUUUCUCACUUUAGAACAUAUAUUGGAGAGAAGCCCUGUUAUGGUCACCUGGAAACAGCCUUCUGGCCCAACUCUGGAUGCCUGUUAUACUGGGACAAACCUUAUAAAUGUUAUAGCUAUGAUUGUUUUUAUCAGUAUUUCAUUCUUAUAUGUGUCACAACUGUAGAUCCUAUGAAUAUUUUAGUUAUCUUUUCAGUUUAAUUGCAUUGUGAACAGAAUACAUGGUCUUCAAUAUGUAGAUUGUGUGUGACAUAGAUUUGAACAUAAUUUCUGGACACUGACUGAUGUACUGUGGCAGACAGAACUAGUUGCUGUCUCAAUAUCCAUUCCUCCCUUCUUUCUUAAAGUAAUAAAAUUUACCAUUUAGUUCAA
Pan troglodytes (chimpanzee) is the source of this 2747-nucleotide messenger RNA. RefSeq names its product zinc finger protein 177 (gene ZNF177). Gene Ontology annotation, cellular component: nucleus. Bases 892 to 2337 code for a protein of 481 amino acids. Gene Ontology annotation, molecular function: RNA polymerase II cis-regulatory region sequence-specific DNA binding; DNA-binding transcription factor activity, RNA polymerase II-specific. The transcript is spliced from 8 exons. NCBI's taxonomy places the organism in Eukaryota, Metazoa, Chordata, Mammalia, Primates, Hominidae. The record is from RefSeq and is a predicted model, not a curated record. Gene Ontology annotation, biological process: regulation of transcription by RNA polymerase II.